AUGGCUUCACAAACAUCAUUGAAGGAGCUCUCAAAGGCCAUCAACGCCUACAUCACCGAGCCUACGCUCCCUCUACCGGAAGAACUCAUCGAGACGAUUGCGGCAUACUUGCGACGACACCCAAAGUACGAAGAAUCCGCCGCCGACCGCCUGCAGGAGGAACUGCUGUCCAUCUUCGAAAAGCAUGUCAGCGGGAAUCUGGACGCCUCGGGCGCAUGGAUCGCCAUUCUCAGGCGCCUGCUGCCCAUGAUCCAGACUCCCGAGCGACUGCUUCUCUGGAUGGACACACUACAGGGAAUCCUGACGCAGAGGGUCACGCACGAUCGCAACGUGGUGGACGAGACCGUCGCCGGACUGAUGGACCUCGUUGCGCUGGCCGACGACUACCAAGAGGAUGUAGGAGAAGGUACCUCGAUCAACCCCAUCGUUCACACACUAUUCUCCAGCUGGAUGGAGAGAUUCUACCCCGGUGUUGUCGAGGGUAUACCAAACAUGGAGUACAACGAGCGCAUGUUCCGCGAAGCGCUGAUUGCGUUUGGCAAGAGACGGCCUCUGCAGUUCUUCGCAUCGCUGGAUAGUUUCUUGGUCCAGGCAAAGCACCGCCAAGCUGCUCUGCGCUUUCUAUGCGACUUUGUUCAGAACAGACCGCCGCAUCUCCACCAGAUGCUUGACUGUCAACUCUUUGGCCACCUCCUCAGUUGUCUGCAGCAGGACACCUCCACGGCCGUCAUCUCGUCUGCGUUGACAGCGCUCACCAUGCUACUGCCGCAUAUGCCGAGUGCUCUCGUGCCGUUUCUACCUGUUCUGUUCAACAUCUACGCUCGCCUGCUGUUCUGGAAAGGAGGAUCGGCGGAGGGCCCUGAGCUGGUCAUUCACAACCCCGAGACAGAGGCCGAAUGGGACGUUUGCAGCCGGGUCCUCGACGUGGAUGACACUUCUAUUGCUCACCUGGCGAACUAUUAUACGGUUCUGUACGGGCUAUACCCUCUCAACCUCAUGGACUACAUUCGCAAGCCGACUAGAUAUCUGCGCCAUGCGAAUAUUGUGAAUGCGGAGGAGUUUGGGAUCCAAGCGACUGAGCUCCGGGAUCAGUCAGAGCGAUUCCGCCAGUGCCACUUAUUGCACCCCAACUUCUAUACGCUGACAGUUGAGUCGGAAAAGACAGAUUUGGGCCGCUGGAUCAAGAGCGAGGCUGCUCAGGUUGUCACCGAAUGCAUGGCCCUCUACAUCUCCACUGACACGGCCGGCUUCGGACCAGACCAUACGAUGACACUUGAAGGGCAACUACCAUCCAUGGCCAUGGAACGCCAGAAGAAUGCACGCGACUCUGCUAUCCUCGAUAGCCCUCCUGCGCAUGAUGCCCUCCCCAAGAGGGCGCUCUCUACCCUGAGCCAUCGAAGCUUGUCGAGGGUGGACUCGCAGACUAGCCUGACGUCGAGAGACGAAGCGGAAGGGAGGAGGAGCGGCCUGAGCGUGGACAACCAAUCUUUGACACAGUCCACAUCGCACACUCAGUUGCAAGACUUAAUCCAGUCAAACAAGGCCAUCAAGUCGGGCAUGCGCCAGUCGACUGCGGAGAGUGAGCCGUCUGCCCCUGCCAGUCACCACGAAUCAGGACAGGAGAAGCCGCCGACGGAGCCUCUCAAUACGACGUUCUUCAGUGCUGCCAACGCCGUCGGCAGCGUAAACUCCCAGCUGGCACAUCUACAGAGGCAGAAUCUCAUGCUCCAGAACGACCUCAGCUUUGAGCGCUACCAGAAGCAACAGCACAUUGCCCAUGUCGGUGAGCUCAGGCGGCGCCAAGUGUCGGAGGCGGCAACGGAAGCGGAGACGCAGAACCUGAUCAUCAUGAACCGCAACCUCAAGAACCGCUUCGAGGAAGCCAAAAAAGCAGAGAUGCAGGUACGCAAGGAGUCGGAGAAGAGCCGGGCCAUGGCCAAGAAGUGGGAGGCGGACCUGUCUGCCAAGCUCAAGACGCUCCGCGACAAAUCCAACCAGACAAAUGAGGAACUGGAGCGGGUCAAGAGGGAGCUCAAGGACACGCAGGGGGAAUGCGAGAAGCUGCGCAAGCUGGUCUGCAUCGGGGAGGUCAAGGAGCUCAACUGGAAGCAAAAUAUGCAGUCAGCCGAGCUGCAGGCGUCCGAGACGGACCGUCUCGAGGCCGAGGUCGAGCGCCUGACGAUUGCGGAGCGGGAGGCCCAGGCCCAAGAACAGGAGCGGCUGCAGCAGAUGGAGGCCUCGGCCGCGGCAGAAGCCCGCGCUGAGUCACUCAGCAGACGGUUGGCCGCGGAGGAGUUUGAGCUCCAGCGUGCGAGGAAGCUGUUUGAGGCGCAGGUCAGGGAACUCCACGCGCAGUUGAGCUCAGCGCAACGGGAGCGACGUCCACGAUCAGGCCAGAAAAUGGAGCUGGAGACGCUCAUGGCAGGCAGCCGCGCCAAGCAGGCGGAGAUGCAGAAGCAGUACGACGGGUUGAUGCGCAAGUACACGGCGCUGCAGUCGGCCCUGUUCGACAUGCAGUCGGGCGCCACGCCGGAGCAGAUCAGGAUGGAGGCAUCGAGCCAUCCCAUGCCGAGCGGUGACUAUCCGCCCCGCGCUGCUCCGGGCAAGGUAGCCCAGCCAGCAAGGGCCUUGUCAGAUGCAGCAAUUCCCGACGCCACGUCGUAUAACAUGACGCCGCCGCUUAGGAAAGAGUCUGCCCCGACGUCGGCAGCCGGCCAAGGGCAGCGACCAGCGACGCCCGGGGGUAUAGAGGUGCUGCCGACGCCCACGAGCCCGGAUCAAAGGUACUUUGGACGAGGAGGCGUCCAAAAUCGGAUACGCAAAGAGGGCAAGGCCGAGGAGGGAUCGGCGAGCGGCAGCCGGAAAAAGGACAAGAGGUCGACAGGGCUGCGCGGACUUGUCAGGGGCAGGACUGAGUGA
Molecule: messenger RNA, 2919 nt
Organism: Emericellopsis cladophorae
Lineage: Eukaryota; Fungi; Ascomycota; Sordariomycetes; Hypocreales; Bionectriaceae
Product: Tuberous sclerosis 1 protein-like protein
Exons: 3
Coding region: 1-2919 (972 amino acids)
Biological process (GO): negative regulation of TOR signaling; regulation of cell cycle
Cellular component (GO): TSC1-TSC2 complex
Source: RefSeq, a predicted model, not a curated record